This is a messenger RNA of Hemiscyllium ocellatum (epaulette shark), 3037 nucleotides long. RefSeq names its product matrix metallopeptidase 2 (gene mmp2). Lineage: Eukaryota; Metazoa; Chordata; Chondrichthyes; Orectolobiformes; Hemiscylliidae. Gene Ontology annotation, biological process: proteolysis; extracellular matrix organization; tissue remodeling. The record is from RefSeq and is a predicted model, not a curated record. Bases 213 to 2186 code for a protein of 657 amino acids. The transcript is spliced from 13 exons. Gene Ontology annotation, molecular function: zinc ion binding; metalloendopeptidase activity. Gene Ontology annotation, cellular component: extracellular matrix.
CCAGCAGACGGAUCGCGACUGCGCAUCUGGAAGUACAAAGGAUUUGAGUCGAUAGGGGCCAGUAAGAGUGGUACAUAGUUGUCUGAGACCGAUAUCUACCUGUACUGGCAAAGCAGAGAAACGCCGUAUUAUGUUUGUACAGUGAAGGAUAUCACAGACACCACUGGAGCGAUAUUUCUCUUGGUGAAUAGUUGCCUUCUCACUGGAACAAAAUGACUAUGAAAACAACCAGCAACUUUUAUCGCUUAGUCUUAAAAGUAACCUUGCUCCAAAUCAUCUGGGUCCAGCAGACUUUAGCAGCACCGACUGGCAUAGUCAAGUUUCCAGGUGAUAACAGCACGAAGACAGACAAGGAAAUAGCCGCUUUAUACUUGAAUAAAUUCUACGGCUGCCCGAAAGAAAGGUGUGAUCUUGUGGUGCUGUCAGACACACUGAAGAAGAUGCAGAAAUUUUUUGGAUUGCCACAGACUGGAGAACUGGACAGUGAGACAGUCAAUGUGAUGAAGAAACCGCGAUGUGGAGUUCCUGACGUGGCCAAUUACAACUUCUUCCCACAGAUGCCCAAAUGGGAGAAUAAGCAAAUAACUUACAGGAUUUUGGGAUACACCUACGAUCUGGACUCUGAGACAGUGGAUGAUGCUUUCGCUCGGGCCUUUCAGGUAUGGGCUGCCGUGACACCACUGAAAUUUUCAAGGAUCUUCGAUGGAGAAGCGGACAUCAUGAUCAACUUUGGUCGUUGGGAGCAUGGUGAUGGAUAUCCAUUUGAUGGGAAGGAUGGGCUACUUGCACAUGCUUUUGCCCCAGCAACAGGAAUUGGUGGUGAUUCUCAUUUUGAUGAUGAUGAGUUCUGGACGUUGGGUGAAGGACGAGUUGUUAAGACAAAGUUUGGGAAUGCAGAAGGGGAAUUUUGCAAAUUUCCUUUUCUGUUUAAUGGUAAGGAAUACCAUAGUUGCACCACAGAAGGCCGUAGUGAUGGCUUCCCAUGGUGUUCCACAACUUAUAAUUUUGAUGCAGACGCAAAAUAUGGAUUCUGUCCUCAUGAAUUGCUUUUUACAAUGGGAGGAAAUGCUGGUGGAGAGCCAUGCUCAUUUCCUUUCACCUUUGAAAACAGGCAGUACGAUAGCUGCACAACAGAAGGAAGAUCGGAUGGCUACCGGUGGUGUAGCACAACUAGCAAUUAUGAUGCAGACAGAAAAUAUGGAUUCUGUCCAGACCAAGCCAUGUCAACAAUUGGAGGAAACUCAGAUGGUUCACCUUGUGUAUUUCCUUUCACUUUCCUUCGGAAAACAUAUGAUUCCUGCACAAGCAGCGGGCGUAAUGAUGGCCUAUUGUGGUGUGCAACCACUGGAAACUAUGAUGAGGACAGCAAGUGGGGCUUCUGCCCUGAUAGUGGCUACAGUCUUUUCCUUGUUGCUGCUCAUGAAUUUGGUCAUGCACUUGGUUUGGAGCAUUCCCAAGAUCCUGGAGCUUUAAUGGCCCCAAUCUACACCUACACCAAAAACUUCAGGCUUUCAAACGAUGACAUUCUCGGCAUUCAAAAACUUUAUGGUGCACCAACUGAUAAACCCUUGCCACCAACACAGGGUCCUGUCACUCCUAUGAACCUUUGUGAGGAGACCUUGAUUUUUGACGGAAUUACACAUAUCAGAGGAGAAACUUUCUUCUUUAAAGAUCGAUUCUUGUGGAGAACCAGAAAUCCCCGGUCAAAACCCCUGGGACCAAUGCUAGUUGCUACUUACUGGACUGAUCUGCCUGAAAAAAUUGAUGCUGCCUAUCAGGAGCCUGUAACUGACAAAGCUGUAUUCUUUGCAGGUGAUCAGCACUGGCUUUACACUGCCAGUGACCUGGAGAGUGGAUAUCCCAAGAAAAUCUCCACACUUGGGCUACCAGAUGAUUUGCCACACAUUGAUGCAGUUUUUAACUGGAAGAAAAACAAGAAGACUUACAUCUUUGCAGGUGACAAGUUUUGGAGAUACAAUGAAGUGAAGAAAAAGAUGGAUCCUGGAUUCCCUAAGCUAAUUGCAGAUGCCUGGAAUGGCAUUCCAGAUAAUUUGAAUGGUGCCCUUGAGUCUCUUGAGAAUGGACAUACCUACUUUUUCAAGGAUUGGUACUACCUCCAAAUGGAAGACCAGAGCUUGAAGAUUAUUAAAGUAGGAAAUGUGAAAACUGACUGGCUCGGUUGUUAGAAUAAACAUGUUUUUAUCACUUAUAUUUUUUUUUGCCAAAUAGUCAUGUGUCUUACCUGUAAGUUAUUGUUAAAGUGACAAAUAUAACUUUGUCUCAUGAUUGUACCAUUAAGCUUGGAAUUUUAUACCAAGACCAAAUACAACAGUAUUAUACCCAGCUUUGCUAUUGAAACAAUAUUUUUAGGUCAGUCUUUUCAUUAUUCUGUGAGAACUAAAGAAAAAGUGGUGAAGGCACAGGUUGCCUGAAGUAUUGAUUUGUGUAGUGCGAUGGAAUUAUAAUGAAAACCAAUUAUUUAAAUAUUUGAAAAUGCUUUCUGAACUUGACUGGUAUAAUUUUUAAACAUGGGCCACAUUUAUUUCUUUUAAAAUACAGGAAAUGCUUUAAACAAAUCUCAGUUAGUUUUGCAGCUUUGUGUUCUAUGCAGUGAUAUUGUUGAUCAUUGUGUGUCCUUAUCAGUAAAUCUGCUUUCUCCACACUGACAGUAUGGAAACAUCAUCAUAACCAAUAAAGUGAAAUAAUCAGCUAUCAAAAAUAGGUCAUGGUUAGUACUUUUUAGGAAAAAGAAAUGUCAUGGAUUGCUGAAAAUAACCAAAAUCAGGAUACUGGUGCUAACUGAUAUUUCUCAACAAUACCAUUGUGGAGGAGAAUACUUAGCAAUACAGCAGUUUCUGUAGUACAAAAUAUUAUUAAAACAUUGUCAACUUUCAAGAAGCACUGGUGUUUCAACUUCAGAUUUUCAAAUUUUACAGUGUUAACUACAAAGCUACAAAGUUUGUGAUAUUUUGAAGCAAUCUUGUACUAAUUUUACUUUUCUUCUUAAAUUUGAUAUUCAAUAAAUUUGUCUUAAUGA